AUGGACUUGUCAUACUGUUCUUCUGUGACGCAGUUGCUGGCCCGAGACAUGGACAAUGACCCGCUGGUGUUCGGAGUGUCUGGGGAGGAGGCCUCCCGCUUCUUUGCCGUAGAGCCUGAUACAGGUGUGGUGUGGCUGAGGCAGCCGCUGGACAGAGAGACCAAAUCUGAGUUCACAGUGGAGUUCUCUGUCAGCGACCACCAGGGGGUGAUCACACGGAAGGUGAACAUACAGGUUGGGGACGUGAACGACAACGCACCCACAUUUCACAACCAGCCCUACAGCGUCCGCAUCCCUGAGAACACGCCGGUGGGGACGCCCAUCUUCAUCGUGAAUGCCACAGACCCCGACCUGGGUGCAGGGGGCAGCGUCCUCUACUCCUUCCAGCCCCCCUCCCCGUUCUUCGCCAUCGACAGCGCCCGCGGCAUUGUCACAGUGGUCCGGGAGCUGGACUACGAGACCACGCAGGCCUACCAGCUCACCGUCAAUGCCACGGAUCAAGACAAGACCAGGCCUCUGUCCACCCUGGCCAACUUAGCCAUCAUCAUCACAGAUGUCCAGGACAUGGACCCCGUCUUCAUCAACCUGCCUUACAGCACUAACAUCUACGAGCAUUCUCCUCCGUGGUCCAUGGACAGCAGGUCCUCCGGCUUUUGA
Molecule: messenger RNA, 657 nt
Organism: Leptonychotes weddellii (Weddell seal)
Lineage: Eukaryota; Metazoa; Chordata; Mammalia; Carnivora; Phocidae
Source: RefSeq, a predicted model, not a curated record